Molecule: messenger RNA, 978 nt
Organism: Musca domestica (house fly)
Lineage: Eukaryota; Metazoa; Arthropoda; Insecta; Diptera; Muscidae
Gene: Max
Product: protein max
Exons: 4
Coding region: 120-617 (165 amino acids)
Biological process (GO): positive regulation of transcription by RNA polymerase II
Cellular component (GO): RNA polymerase II transcription regulator complex
Molecular function (GO): DNA-binding transcription factor activity; protein dimerization activity
Source: RefSeq, a predicted model, not a curated record
UUCAUAUUCUUAUUCGUUAUCUCCCGUAGUCGACUUGGUUCAAUUCCGUCGUAAAAAUUUACAGUUAAAAAUAAAAUAAAUCCCAUCAAUUAUAGAAAAAAAUAUCAACAUAACUAAAAAUGAGUGACGACGACCGUGAUAUUGAUAUAGAAAGUGAUGAUGACAAUGAUUCUGAUGCGGGCCUACCCCAGCGCCAUACCAAUACACAAAAUUUUACACAAGAGGAGAAGAGGGCCCAUCACAAUGCAUUAGAAAGAAAACGUCGUGAUCACAUCAAGGAAAGCUUUACAUCCCUGCGAGAAGCCGUUCCUUCUCUAAAAGGCGAAAAGGCCAGCCGGGCACAAAUUUUAAAGAAAACAACGGAAUGCAUUCAAACAAUGAGACGUAAAAUCCAAGAAAAUCAAAAAGGUGUGGAGGAGAUAAAGAAACAAAAUGCAAUACUGGAGGCACAGAUACGUAUGUUGGAAUGUGCCAAAAGCGGCUAUGUAGUUGAUUCAACUGAAUAUCAGCAAUUAACAAAUGGAGAUCAAACUCUCCAGCAUGACAGCUGUUCCGAUGGCGAUGAUCAGGAUUUCAGUCGACGCAGUAAGAAAAUGAAGACCUCCUAUCAGGCAUAGUAACUAAUGGAGCAUCAAUUUGAAAAUCUCAAGUUUUCAAAUGAUUAGAAAAAAAAACAAUAGGAACACCCCCGUCAGAAAAAAAAUCGACAAUGUUUUUAAGACACCGAACUAUUGCCUCUUCUAAUGUAGUUAAUUCUUUAAUAAUUUACUCUUAUGUGUAAGAGCUAAUAUCAAUUAUCCACUCUAGGAAGUAUUAAAAGUAUGCACUAUCAAGUACACAAAAAAAGGAAAGAAAGCUUAGAAAGAAUGAGGUACAAUAUUAUUUUUCAAACUUUUAUAUUUUUGUCUUUUUAUAAAUGUACAAUACAAAAAAAAGAGUGUAAUAAAUGUUUCGUUUAACGUUUUUACCUUUCACUAA